AGUUAUUUUUGGUUGGAGGGAGAAAUGAAGCAGAGAGGCUAAAGUUAAUCAGUUAAGAGGAAAUGUUAAGCUCUUUAGGUCAAAUUCCUGCAUCUGUUUUCAAUUCUCUACCUAACAAUUCCAAAACGGCACUGAAGAGAAAUUCUCAUGUUGUCAAACGAACAGAGUUUGGAAUUACUUUUGCUUCACGAAGUUUCCUCUCAACAGUCUCAGUAAACAAGAAAGUGCAGCAGCAUGGUCUCACGAUCUCAGCAGUUAUGACAGAAGAUCGCUCAAUGAUGACAAAUAAUGAGGUGGACUUGGAAAACAUUGGUCUUUUGAGCACUGAUGCUGGAUUAGAACAAUUUAAAGAUCACUUCAGAUAUAGAAUAGAAAGAUUUAUAAAUCAGAAGCAGCUGAUUGGAAAACAUGAAGGAGGUCUUGAGGAAUUCUCCAAAGGUUAUCUAUAUUAUGGAUUUAAUCGAGAAGAAGGUAGCAUCGUCUACCGCGAGUGGGCCCCUGCAGCUCAGGAGGCAGAAGUUAUUGGUGACUUCAAUGGAUGGGAUGGUUCCAAUCACCGGAUGGAAAAGAAUGAAUUUGGUGUUUGGAGUAUCAAAAUUCCCGAUUCUGGAGGAAAUCCCGUCAUUCCUCACAACUCAAGGGUCAAAUUCCGAUUCAAGCAUGGUAAUGGAGUUUGGGUUGAUCGAAUUCCAGCUUGGAUUAAAUAUGCUACUGUGGAUCCUGGAAGUUUUGGAGCACCAUAUGAUGGCGUAUACUGGGAUCCUCCAACUUCAGAGAGGUAUCAGUUCAAAUACCCUCGACCUCCAAAACCCAAGGCCCCACGUAUAUAUGAGGCUCAUGUGGGAAUGAGUAGUUCUGAACCCCGUGUUAACACAUACAGAGAAUUUGCGGAUGAUGUUUUGCCUCGUAUACGGGCAAGUAAUUAUAACACGGUCCAGUUAAUGGCUGUCAUGGAGCAUUCGUACUAUGGAUCAUUUGGGUAUCAUGUUACUAACUUUUUUGCUGUAAGCAGUAGAUCCGGAACUCCCGAGGAUCUUAAAUAUCUAAUUGACAAAGCCCAUAGCUUGGGUUUAUGUGUUCUGAUGGAUGUUGUUCAUAGUCAUGCAAGUAACAAUGUUACUGAUGGCCUCAAUGGUUUUGAUGUUGGGCAAAGUUCUCUGGAGUCCUAUUUUCACGCUGGAGAUCGAGGCUACCAUAAACUGUGGGAUAGCAGGGUCUUUAAUUAUGCUAAUUGGGAAGUUCUCCGCUUUCUUCUGUCCAACUUAAGGUGGUGGCUGGAGGAAUAUAAAUUUGAUGGUUUUCGGUUUGAUGGAGUAACUUCGAUGUUAUACCAUCACCAUGGAAUCAACAUGGCGUUCACAGGGAAUUAUAGUGAGUAUUUUGGUGAGGCAACUGAUGUUGAUGCUGUUGUCUAUUUGAUGCUUGCCAAUUCUCUGAUUCACAGCAUAUUGCCUGAUGCUGCUGUGAUUGCUGAAGAUGUUUCUGGCAUGCCUGGACUUGGCCGUUCUGUCUCUGAGGGGGGAAUUGGUUUUGACUAUCGUCUAGCAAUGGCCAUCCCUGACAAAUGGAUUGAUUACUUGAAAAACAAGAGUGACGAAGAGUGGUCAAUGAAGGAAAUCUCAUGGAGCUUAACUAAUAGGAGAGACACUGAGAAAUGCGUUGCUUAUGCUGAGAGUCAUGAUCAAUCAAUUGUAGGGGACAAGACAAUCGCCUUCUUACUGAUGGAUAAAGAAAUGUAUUCUGGGAUGUCUUGUUUGACAGAUCCCUCACCUUCUGUUGAACGAGGGAUAGCACUUCAUAAGAUGAUUCAUAUUCUAACCAUGGCAUUAGGAGGUGAGGGCUAUCUGAAUUUUAUGGGAAAUGAGUUUGGCCACCCCGAGUGGAUUGAUUUCCCAAGAGAAGGCAAUGGAUGGAGCUAUGACAAGUGUAGACGCCAGUGGAACCUAGUAGAUGCUGAAGACUUGAGAUAUAAGUUCAUGUACGCAUUUGACAAAGCUAUGAACUUGCUUGAUGAAAAGUACUCAUUUCUUUCAUCAACAAAGCAGAUAGUGAGCAGCGCAAAUGAAGCGGAAAAGGUCAUUGUCUUCGAGCGUGGGGAUCUAGUUUUCGUAUUCAACUUUCAUCCAAAUAAUUCAUAUGAUGGGUACAAGGUUGGGUGUGACUUGCCAGGGAAGUACAGAGUUGCACUUGAUAGUGAUUCUUGGGAAUUUGGUGGACACGGAAGAGUGGGGCAUGAUGUGGACCAUUUUACAUCUCCUGAAGGAAUACCUGGAGUGCCUGAAACAAAUUUCAACAAUCGCCCCAACUCCUUCAAAAUACUCUCCCCACCUCGUACUUGUGUGGCUUACUACAGAGUUGAUGAAAGCCAAGAAAGUCUGAAGCAGACAUUAGCAGUAGAUACUGUAACAUUGGCAGCCGAUGUUGCUGCUGUGAAGGAGAUUUCCGAAGAACUUGCCGAUGACAAUGAUAUUGAAGAUUCUCCUCUUUCAGAAGACUGACAAUCUUGCUGCAUCUGAACCUUGCGGAUGGCUUCUCUAUUAUAGGCAUGAAGUUUAUUUAACUAUAGGAAAAUAAUAUAGGGUUAAAAUUAGGAGCAGAUCUUCAAUAAAGUUGGUCGCUGUACAUAUAUUAGAGAGUACUAUUAUAUGCUUCAUAUGAUCACGUGUGUAGGAAAAAUUAGCCGAUAAAUGAAGUGCUAGCUGCAUGUAAGCUGAAAUAACAUAUCUUUCACUGAAAUAACAUUUUUUGAAAGAUCCAA
This is a messenger RNA of Mercurialis annua (annual mercury), 2758 nucleotides long. RefSeq names its product 1,4-alpha-glucan-branching enzyme 1, chloroplastic/amyloplastic-like. NCBI's taxonomy places the organism in Eukaryota, Viridiplantae, Streptophyta, Magnoliopsida, Malpighiales, Euphorbiaceae. Gene Ontology annotation, biological process: glycogen biosynthetic process. Bases 63 to 2498 code for a protein of 811 amino acids. The record is from RefSeq and is a predicted model, not a curated record. The transcript has 14 exons. Gene Ontology annotation, cellular component: cytoplasm. Gene Ontology annotation, molecular function: hydrolase activity, hydrolyzing O-glycosyl compounds; 1,4-alpha-glucan branching enzyme activity; cation binding.